ACCCGCCUGGCCUGGCUCGCCGACCCCGACGCCCAGAGCAACUUUGACUUUGAUGGCAAAAGCAACGAGUUCUUCUUCGACCGUCACCCCGGGAUCUUCUCCUACGUCCUCAACUACUACCGCACGGGCAAGCUACACUGCCCCGCGGACAUCUGCGGACCCCUCUUCGAGGAGGAGCUGACCUACUGGGGCAUCGACGAGACCGAUGUGGAGCCCUGCUGCUGGAUGACCUACCGCCAGCAUCGCGACGCCGAAGAGGCCCUGGACAUCUUCGAGAGUCCUGAGCCCGGUGGAGGGGCGGGUGGAGAGGAGCCCGAAGAGGAAGGGGGUAGGGAGAUGGCCCUUCAACGGCUGGGUAUGGAUGACAGGCCGGCAGGGGCAGCGGGGGCUGCCGGAGGGGGUGGCUGCUGUCGGAAUUGGCAGCCCAAGAUGUGGGCGCUCUUUGAGGAUCCCUACUCGUCCAAGGCGGCAAGGGUCGUGGCUUUCGCCUCGCUCUUCUUCAUCCUGGUCUCCAUCACCACCUUCUGCCUGGAGACGCACGAGGCCUUCAACAUCGACGUCAACGUGACGGAGACCCUCGUGGUUGGCAACACCACGACGAUCCUGCUGACGCAUAAAGUGGAGACGGAGCCCAUCCUCACCUACAUCGAAGGGGUCUGCGUCCUGUGGUUCACCCUCGAGUUCCUGGUUCGCAUAAUCUGCUGUCCAGAUAAGCUUCUCUUUGUUAAAAACCUGCUCAACAUCAUUGACUUUGUGGCCAUCUUGCCCUUCUACCUGGAGGUAGGUCUCAGUGGCCUGUCCUCCAAAGCUGCCCGGGACGUAUUAGGCUUCCUACGGGUGGUCCGUUUCGUCCGGAUCCUCCGGAUCUUCAAGCUGACGCGGCAUUUUGUGGGUCUCCGGGUGCUGGGCCACACGCUCCGGGCCAGCACCAACGAAUUCCUGCUCCUCAUCAUCUUCCUCGCCUUGGGGGUCUUGAUUUUCGCCACUAUGAUCUACUAUGCCGAGCGGAUCGGAGCCAAGACAUCCGACCCCCGUGGGAGCGACCACACUCACUUUAAGAACAUCCCCAUCGGGUUCUGGUGGGCCGUGGUCACGAUGACCACCCUGGGCUACGGCGACAUGUACCCCAAAACCUGGUCGGGCAUGGUGGUGGGGGCUCUCUGUGCGUUGGCGGGGGUGCUCACCAUCGCCAUGCCCGUGCCUGUCAUCGUCAAUAACUUUGGGAUGUACUAUUCGUUGGCCAUGGCCAAGCAGAAGCUGCCAAAGAAGAAGAAAAAGCAUAUACCCCGUCCAGCCCCGCUGGACUCCCCUACCUAUGGCAAAUCCGAGGAAAACUCCCCCCGAAACAGCACCCAGAGCGACACUUGCCCGUUGGCAGUAGAGGAGGGGGCAGCUGAGUGGAAACGGUCAGACUCUAAGCAGAAUGGCGAGGCCAAUGUGGUGCUGUCGGACGAGGAGCAGCCGCUGUCGCUGACCGACGAGGAGAAGCGGCCCAUGCGGCGCUCCAGCACCCGGGAUAAGAACAAGAAAUCCUCCACGUGCUUCCUGCUGGCCACGGGCGACUUCUCCUGCACGGCGGAUGGAGGCAUCCAGAAAG
Molecule: messenger RNA, 1597 nt
Organism: Mesitornis unicolor (brown roatelo)
Lineage: Eukaryota; Metazoa; Chordata; Aves; Mesitornithiformes; Mesitornithidae
Gene: KCNC4
Product: potassium voltage-gated channel, Shaw-related subfamily, member 4
Exons: 3
Biological process (GO): potassium ion transmembrane transport; protein homooligomerization
Cellular component (GO): voltage-gated potassium channel complex; axon; dendrite membrane
Molecular function (GO): delayed rectifier potassium channel activity
Source: RefSeq, a predicted model, not a curated record